AUGGUUCCAUACGGGGAGAACGAAGGCAGGAUGAGCACACCGGAUCUGCACAUGUUGAUCGAAACUCGAAUACCAGAACAACGAAAUCAGAUGGAAAAUACAGCCGCGAGUUUGAAUGAACUCGCCGCCUAUUUGGAGCAUAAUUAUAUCACCUCAAAGGUUGGAUUCCUUGGAUUCCAAGUGGUUCUCAUUUUUUUCAUUGAAGGAUAAAGAUUUGGCGUUCAAAAAGACACAAAAUGACGCUUUGCAGUCGUUGGCAAGUGUCGCCUAUCAAAUUAAUACUUUGGGAAGGUAAAUUGUGAUAAUUUCGAACUUUUCAUGGUUUUAUGAUCUCAGAGACCUUCUCGACAUGCUCGACCUGCAAACCGAGAAAAUUAACCAUUUAACGCACCAGGUUAAACUUGUGAAUGAGGUAAAAAUUAUCUAUAUGAAAGAAUGAAAUGGAAUUUAAGGUGGUAAAUAUCCAAAAGGAAAAAUCGGCAAGGAGAGAGAUUGGAUAUUUAACAAAAGGGAAGCUUUUGAUAAAGCAUCCGAAGAUUUUGGAUCCAGGUAUACAGAUGAAGGUUUCUUAGCUCUAGAAAUAUUUUUAAAAAAAUUCGAUACAUUUCUAGGAGACGGUCCCUCGCUAUAAAAGAACGCCGAUCGAUUACUCAGUACUCGAUAAUUUGGGACACGGUGUUCGUUCGGAGCCGCCACGUGCAGGAGUGGUUGGUUUCAAAGAAAUUUAUCGUUUUUAUUGACUUUUUUUCGCAGAUUUCCCGAGCAGCUUCAUCGAUUUCUGGCAGUGGGCCGCAUUUUAGAGAUUACGGGAACGGUCAAAAUUAUGCGGCUUACGGCCCGUCGAUGCAGUAUGAGCAGAGGACCGCUAAUAUUAAUAAUACUGUGGGUUUUAAUAUUGAAAAAAAGGGAGAUUUUUUUUUGUUCAUUUUUUCAGAAUUCUCAAUUUUAAACCAUUUUUCAUUGUGCUGCUAUUUUUAGAUUUAGAUUUUUUUCAUAUUUUAUUGCUCUACUGCCAUUGUAUCAUUGAUUUAUAACUUUGGAUUGGAUUAAUUGUUAAAUUUUCAGUUGGGACGCAAUUCGAUGCGCAGUGGUCACCUAUCCAUGGCGCCGUCGGAUUAUCGUGUUCCUCAGGUUUUUCUUUAUUUUUUCAGAAAAUAAUCUUAAUUUUUUGAAGGUGAACAUGGGAAGCCACCACAAUUCGGGCUCGGAUUACGGUACAAUGAUGUCGGAUCAAUACGGCGGCAGUCAGUACGGCGCCAGCGAGUACAGUAGUUAUCCUUCGGAUCGAUACGGUCAGUCCCCUUCGAAAAUAGAGAAAAUAUUAAUUUUCAAGUUUUUUGAAAAAUAAAUAUAUUCAAAGGCCGCGUUCGAAAUGAUUUUUCAAGCAGGAUUUUUGAAACAUAUGUUUCCCUGCUUUUUCGUAUGGUACUUUUUAAGAAGAUCUAUGAAAAAAAGAGAAAUCAAGGCAAGUAGAAAACAUGGGAGUUUUUUUAUUUGAAUCUGACGUCAUUUUUGAACCAGAAAGUUUCCAUUUUUUAACUGUUUCUAUAAAAGAGGAAUAAAAAUCUAUUUUUGGCCAACUUGAAAAUGAUUUUUUUGCGUGGAUUUGGCGGGAAGCUUGAAGUCUAAUUUUUUAUAGUCACAUUUUUUUAUUGUUUUUACCUAUUUCUGAAGGUGUUUUAAUAAUUUUUGCAAGUCUCUAUCAAGUCACAUUUUCGAAAAAUUCGCUCUAUUUUGAACUAUUCAUUUACUGAAUUUGUUAAAAUUAAAGUUAAUUACCUUUUGCCAAACAUCCUUUUCGUCUUUCAAGUAUCCAAAAUUUGACUGAAUCGAUUCGAUUUUAAGAUUGCAAAGGUGUUUUGAGCAUUUUUCACGUCUUUUAAUUGAGUUGAACUUUGCCAAUCUGCUCAUUUCUCCUUGGAAGUUCCCGGAAAUUGACUGAAACGAUUCGGUUCCAAGAUUUUUGAGGGUGAUUCGCCUUUAAGGUCUUUUCAUCGAGUUAAACUUUGCCAAUCCCCUUUCAAAUCGGCAAAAAGAUGAUUUUUAGGGACGAUCCGCGCGAAUGGAGGCUCGACUGUUGGCCACCAAGGCCAUCCGAGAAGCUCGCUUUUCGCGGCGAUGGACAGCACGACGACGGUGGCGAGCAUGGGCAGCAGUGGAAGCGGCGGCGUCGCGUCGCGUGGCCAUCAUUCGUCGACGGACUCGCGGCCCGAUUCGCCGGGACUCCCGCUGCCGCCGCCGCAGCUCUCCGCGCAGUCUCAGCACUACGGAGGGUACAUCCCGCCUGGCACUAUGAACGGCCAUCGGGCCUUCACCUCUGGGGGUGAGGAGGAGAUUUUUGGAUUCAGGAGGCUGUACACUGGAUAUUAAAUUCAAAGUACAACAAUUCUUGAUUUUUUUUUUAAUCUUUGGAAUUAACGUUAAAAUAUCUUUCAUCCUCUAAAAACUAAAGCUGAAGUUAGUUUACUCGUAAGCCUUUCAAGCUCUAAGAUUUCCCUAAACCACUUGAAUUCAUUAUUUUCAGUUAUAUCUUUUGCAGCAGAACUUCCGCCACCUCCGGAUUCUCUCCUCCGGUCGAUCCACGAAGACGAACUGCCGCCUCCGCCGCCGCCGGCCUCCAGUUACGGCGCCGUGAGAAGCAUCGGCUCGCACAGCAGCGGCACCAUCGGAGGAGCCGAUCUGCCGCCUUUCGGCAUGACUCCCAGCGAGGCGUCCCUCACGGUCAACAACUUCUUCGACAGUACGGCUGGAUGGGUGCCGCCGGACGAGUAUAUGGAGAAAGGUUGGUUAGAGUUUUGAAUGAGGAAGGGGACGGCUUUUUAAAUAUUAGAAUAUAUUGCCCGGGAGACCAGGUUGGCGUAGAAAAGUCCCUUCGAGCCGCCAGAAAAGGACAAUAAUUCGAUUAAAAAUUCUCAGAUUUCUGUUUCAAGGUUCAGAAGCCUUCCAUGACCUUAAGAAUACUGAAAAAGACUUCCAGUCUUGAUAAACUCAGAAAAAAAUUAGUCCAUAAAUAAAUUAAAGUAAAACACCAAUUUUUCGGAAAAAUUAUUUUUUUCUAGUCCAGCAAACAUGACUGAACUUGAAUUAACUGCAUAUUUGAGAAAAAUUUCUUAGAUUUAUAGGAAGAAAAAAAGCCGCGAAAAAAAUGGCGAAGUUUCAAUCGAGCGGGUUUUGAGGAGAAAAAUCAAAAAAUAUUUCUCGUUUCUUUUGGCAAUAAUUUUGAAAUUUUCUCCUUACCAGAGUCCGAUUUUUAAACUUUUUGGGUCUUUGUUUAUUCAUCUCUAUAAAUUAAUUUCAUAGAAAAAAAUUACACAAAACUAAAUCUUUUUCAAAAUGAGGGUAGCAACUUUCAAGAAGGCCUCGAAACAGGGAAGCUGGUUUUCGUUGUCAAAAGAAUUUCUUGCGUUUGAAAAAAACUUCCUGGAAAUGAACUUUGAACUUUGAGGAUACCCGGUUUCAGAAAAAAAAUCACAUUCCAAAUGGCCUCAAAAAGUAGAAUCUAGAGCUUAUUUUUGAGUUCCUAAAAAGCUGUCAACAUUUUCUCCGAACUUCCUUUUUUCCGCUUUUUUUUUCAAAAGAUCCUUUUCUGAAAAAAUUCAAGAAUAUAAGCAGCCUGCGAGGCCUUUUUUUAAAGUUCUUUUUGCUUCUUUUGGACUUUGCCUCUGGAAGGACCAAAAAAAAUUUUUGGAAAAAAGGCCUUAAAGGCGCCUUUUCUUUUUGACCUUUUUCUGAAAAGGAACCUUUAAGUGGGAAAAAAAGAAGACGGAAAGAAGGGGUCCCUUUGACACCUUUCGAAUUUCGAAAAGGGACACUAGACUUCUUUUUGAGGUCGUUUGGACGUUGCCUGCUUUCUGAACUUUUCCCGUGCUAUAUAAUAUUCUUUACCUUCUCCCAAAAUCCAUUUUCAGCCUUGGUCCUGUACGAGUACGUUGCCAAGAAGUUCGAUGAACUAACUUUGCGAGAAAAUGCCGUCGUCUACGUGUUGAGAAAGAACGAAGACGGCUGGUUCGAGGGCGUUUUGGACGGAGUUACCGGCCUUUUCCCUGGAAACUAUGUCCAAACUAUCAUGUGA
This is a messenger RNA of Caenorhabditis auriculariae, 4072 nucleotides long. Lineage: Eukaryota; Metazoa; Nematoda; Chromadorea; Rhabditida; Rhabditidae. The record is from the annotation of a GenBank genome assembly.